AUGCUAUUAAGCUUUCUCGCCUUUUGGCUGAGAGCAUUUUUGGUUAACGGUGUGUUUGUUGAAGAAGCAUUCGAAACCGAUUGGCAUUUAGAAAGCUUGGGCCAUUACGAAUGUGUGCUUGAAAGUCCUGAGCAAGGUGCUUUGAUCAUUUUAUCGAGUAUUGAUUCAAAAACCCUGGUAUCUUUCGUCAAUGAAACUAAUGGACAAUUGUUGCAUAGGCAAUUGUGGGGUUCGAAGACAUCGGAUGCUAUGAUGCUACCGGACAGUAAUCACUACUUGUUGAGGGAUUACGAUGGUAAAAUUUCUGUUUUUGAUAGCUCUUCGGGAUUGCAAACUACCACUUACGAUGCAUCUAACGUCGAAUUCGUCUCUGCAUGCGAUCCCAAACUGACUGAUGUCAAGGUUACAACUCAUUCGUUACAGGUGCUAGAAGCAGAAUCUAAGCUAGAAGUACUUCGUGUGAAUGUGUCUUCUACGCUUGAUACGGUAGUUUUCUUCAGCACAGAUUAUAGCUCGAUUGUCAAAGUUUUAUACUCCACCACCGACGGGAAAUACGUAUACCAAUCGUUGAAGAACAACGAAAUGCUCAAGGAAUGGAUAAGGGAAGACUUGAAUGGUGAGGUUAUUGCCCAUACUUUUAUCAAUCUGAUCGACGGUUCUUUACAGACAAUAUCGGAAGAGCUAGCGACAGAGGACGCAUUCCAGAAUGUCUGGGAGGCAUACGUGUUUAGAGUCACAACAAAUUGGGGAAGGCUCAGAGAGACUUUAAGAGAGUCAGGAUACUCGAUCGGAAAGGUCUUGACUAAGCUUAUGAAACUUGAUAGUGACGCAUUCGGUGCUGGUCCAGAUGUGGUCUUUGGACUUGCAAAACUAUUGGUGGUAGCUACGGACCGCUUUGUAAUUGAAGCUUUUGAUGUUCAGAAUGGGAAGAAAGUUUGGCGUUUUGACUGCGGCUUGAAAGUUGUGCUGUUGGAUUACGCCGAAGAAUCGAACGAGCUACGUGUUUUUUCUAAAGAUGGCAGUUACGAGAUUUAUGACCUUUCCGAUGCCUACAGUCCUCAACUCAAAACACAAACAAGUUUUGACGGUGGUAACGUCAAGUCUAUUUCAUCCCUCAAGUCAAACGAAUUCUUCGUCGAAUUUGAAAGCGGUGAAGAGCAAGUUAUUUUCAUAGGUGGAGAUCGAGAGAAAUUAGGUGACACUUUUAUUACUAACCAUGAUAGUAAUGGUGUUUAUGGGCAUAUUGUUAAUAAGGACGGGCUAUUGAAGGAGACUUGGAAAAUUGAACUUUUGGAUUCAGAGGAAUUGGUCGCAUUUGCUAGUAGACAUGAGGAACCUACUGCCACUUUAGGUCAGACACUUGGUGACCGGUCGGUCUUAUACAAGUAUCUAUAUCCAAACCUGGCAGCAUAUGUCACAUUGAACUCGCAAAAGGGUAAAAUGUUUGUAAACCUCAUCGACACUGUCACUGGUGAACUUUUGUACAGUCAAAGUCAUGAUGAUAAAGUUGAUGGCGAUGCCCCCAUCAAUAUUGUGUUUGGCGAAUACUGGUUUGUUUACUCAUAUUUUAGUGCUGAGCCUAUCCCCGAGCAAAAGCUAGUUACCGUCGAGCUUUAUGAAUCGCUUGAGGCAAACAAAAGAGUGUCUAACGCUGUUAGGAAGAGUAAUGUGCUCAUGAGAUCUCAUAAACCCAAGGUGAUCUCCGCAGCAUACUUCUUUCCUGAGGUAAUUAGACGAAUGACAGUCUCCAAGGGGAAGUUCGGUAUAACUUCAAAGGCCAUAAUUAUGGAGCUUGAAAGCGGGCAAAUCACUUAUCUGGCAAAGGAAAUUCUCAGCGCUAGACGUGUUGAAGAAUCGAAAAUGACUGAUGACGCCAAGAAAGAAUUCAUGGCCAUGCCUUAUAUCAGUACAAUUCCUCUUAAUGACCAGUUCAUUAUAACCCAUUCAAGGAAUUUGCUGAUGGGUCAGAACUCACAAUUAGUGUCGGUAGCGACAAAUUUAGAGUCCACAACUAUUGUUUGUGACAUAGGCCACGACAUUUUUUGCACUAAGAUAUAUCCUUCGGGUCAAUUUGACAUUAUGAGUCCAGACUUCGAGAAGGGAAAGCUCCUAGCGACGAUAAUCGGGCUAGUGAUACUGUGCUAUUUCUUGCGUCCAUCUGUUGAAGCUGCAAAACUAAAGAAAUUGUGGCUUGUGAGAUAG
Molecule: messenger RNA, 2202 nt
Organism: Torulaspora delbrueckii
Lineage: Eukaryota; Fungi; Ascomycota; Saccharomycetes; Saccharomycetales; Saccharomycetaceae
Gene: EMC1
Product: Emc1p
Exons: 1
Coding region: 1-2202 (733 amino acids)
Biological process (GO): protein folding in endoplasmic reticulum
Cellular component (GO): EMC complex
Source: RefSeq, a predicted model, not a curated record